CAACGAAGCGAGCGAGCAGUCCCACUCCUUCUGUGACGGUGAGCUGCGCGCGCUGCUUUCGUUGUCUAGCGACCUCGCGUGCGGCGCCUUCCAGAUCCGAGUGGUUCCAAGGCUCGCGAGGUCCAAGUCCUCCACGCGCCUAUAUUUUCGCGGCUUUUCGGCUUGGUGCCGGCAAUAAUAAAGCAGUAGAAGCAGCAGCAGAAGCUCCGGGACGGCAAUGUCGGCCUCUGGGACUGCAACGGUCUCUGCUCCUGCCGAAGCCGGCGGAGGCGGCGCUGCCGGGGACAAGCAACGCUCCUCCUCCGCUCCUCUCAACGUGGAAGGUAUCGACCUGCUGGAGAAAUGCGGCGUGUGCCGGGAGCGACUCCGCUCCGAGCGCGACCCGCGGCUCCUCCCUUGCCUCCACACCGUCUGCAAGGAGUGCAUCAAAGUCGAGCCUGUCUCGGGCGGCAACAACAAGGAUGGGCAAGUGGUUGAUUGCCCAGUUUGCAAGCACCAGUGUUAUCUAAAAGACAUUGUGGAGAAUUACUUUUUGAGGGAUGAUGACAAGGAAGCUCUUGGUGAUGCUAGAGAUGCUAAUCAGUGUUGCACUAGCUGUGAAGAUAAUGCCCCUGCCACCAGCUUUUGUGUGGAAUGCCAAGAGCCCCUGUGUGAGACAUGUGUGGAGGCCCAUCAGAGAGUGAAGUACACUAAGGACCAUACAGUCCGAUCCACAGGCUCCUCCAAAUCGCAGGCCAGAGAGAAGACUAUCUACUGCUCUGUCCAUAAACAUGAGCCUCUUGUUCUGUUCUGUGAUACCUGUGACACCCUGACAUGCCGGGACUGUCAGCUGAAUGCUCACAAAGAUCACCAGUACCAGUUCUUGGAUGAUGCAGUCAAGAAUCAACGCAAGAUGCUGGCUUCAUUGGUCAAGCGCCUUGGGGAUAAAAAUGCCAAUCUCCAGAAGUCAACCAAGGAAGUGCGCACCUCGAUCCGGCAGGUGGCAGAUGUGCAGAAACGUGUGCAGGUAGAUGUGAAGAUGUCUAUCUUGCAAAUUAUGAAGGAGCUCAAUAAACGUGCUAAGGUGCUGGUUAGUGAUGCACAGAAAGUCACUGAAGGCCAACAAGAGAAAUUGGAAAGGCAGCAUUGGGCCAUGACUAAGCUGCAGCGCCACCAAGAACAUAUCUUGCGCUUUGCUAAUUGGGCCUUAGAGAGUGACAACAACACUGCAUUGCUGCUCUCGAAGAAACUGAUUUAUUUUCAACUGCACAGGGCUCUAAAGAUGAUUGUAGAUCCAGUGGAACCUCAUGGAGACAUGAAGUUCCAGUGGGACUUAAAUGCCUGGAUCAAGAGUGCAGAGACGUUUGGUCAGAUUGUGUCAGAACGGAGUGGUUUGCCAGUGACUGCCAAUGCCCAAACACCCCAACAGCGGACUAACGCUGCUUCUGCUGCAGCAGGAGUGGCAGUCAGACAAGGUUCUGUCCCCCCUUCUCAGGGUGUCCAACAGAUGUCUCUGCAGACAAGCAUAAUGAAUAAGGGAGCUUUGCUUCAGCCUGUGCUGCCUUCCAACAGCCAGCGGCAGGCCAUCCCUGACUGCUAUAUCAAUGAUGCCAGUGCCUCUUCUGCUGGACAGCCUAUGGACCUUGGUGAUGGCUUUGGUGUAGAAGGAUCAUAUUCUGGUGAAAUGUCUGGAAUAAAAAGAACCCGUGUCCAGGAUGGAGAAACUGGUCUUGUCCGGAAAGUGCCCCGGGUUAGUCUGGAGCGACUGGAUGUGGAUUUGACAUCAGAUAACCAGCCACCUGUCUUCAAAGUCUUUCCGGGCAAUUCCCGUGAAGAUUACAAUCUCAUUGUGAUUGAACAAGGAGGUCAGCAAAGCGCUACCCAACAAGCAGGUGCUACAGUGAAGGAGGAGCAGAUGGAGGCAGCCAUUGAACAUCCUGCUUCUGCCUCAGAUACUAAAGACACCAAGCCAGUUAUCUUGGCCCAGGAUUCCCUUCUUCCAGAAGGCUCUGUAGCCCCCCGGCUGAUCUCCCCCAGUGGCAGCACCAGCUCUGCCAUGGAAAUGCAGUCUGUUCAUAGCCAUGAUGGCACAGCUAAUGGGGAGGAAAAUGCUUGCUGCAGGAUCUGCCUGAAAGCUGGUGCUGUAGUCAUGUGUGAUAGUUGCAAAAAGUGCUACCACUUGGAUUGUCACCUGCCUGCCCUUCAGGAAAUCCCUGGCCAGGAUUGGAAAUGUCUACUGUGUGCUGAUCCAGUAAUAGCCACUGGAGAAGAAGGGACUGACUUGGCUGCAAUCUUCAAAGAUGGAGAACCAAAAAUGCUGUCAAAUGUUGAUCAGAAGAGAUGUGAACGAGUUCUCCUUGAACUACUUUGUUCUGAACCAUGCAGGCCUCUUCACCGGCUUUCCAAUGCUCCAGAGGGGCAGAACACAAUUGAUUUGACUUUGAUAAGAGCAAAGCUACAGCGGAAGCUGUCACCACCCUAUGCAUCUCCUGAUGAAUUUGCAGAUGAUGUUUGGAAGAUGUUCAGGCAGUUUAACAAGCUGACUGAGGAUAAGGAGGAUGUUCAGUCCAUCAUUGUCCUGCAACGCUUCUUUGAAACCAAACUGAGUGCUGCCUUUGGUGACAGGAAAUUUUCAGCUCUGCGUGAGCCAAUCAACAUUGAUGAACCACAAAAAGAAAACACUAUUGCUUCCCAUAUCUCCCCGGUCACUGAUCCGGGUGAGGCCAUGUCUUCUAAGGCUGAUAGCAGCAGUGGGGAUGAGGGAAUGGCAAUCUAAAAGGUUACUAUUUUCAAUGGACCACCAUUCCAUGGAGAUAAAAUGAGGGAGCUGUCAAUUUUAACCUACUCUCACCCAUUCCCCUCCACUCUAUUGGUUCCCCUUUGUCCUUUUCCUUACCUCUGCUUUUUUUUGGAGAGUUAUUGUAGAUCUUGACUGGUAGAUCAGUGUUUCUCAACCUCAGCAAUUUCCCAGCUAGCAUGGUACUGGGGAAUUCUAGGAGUUAAAACACCUGAAAGUUGCUGAGGUUGAAAAAUAUUGGCUUAGAUAAUGUUUUAAAUGGUCUGAACAGUUUUUUUUCCCUUGAUAAAUUUUAUCCCUUAUUCUCACAGAAAUACUAAUUAAUCUGAGGUAAUCUAGAAGUCUAUAUAUGUUUUCCAGUUGAAUUUUUUCCUUCAAGUCCUAAUAGGAACAGUAUAGAGGUUCCCCUUAUUAACACUUUUUUCUCAAAUUUUCACCAAGGAAAAAAACUGGUGUUGAAUAUUUCCAUUUUAAGUUGCUUUUCCUUAAAAUGUCUACUUAGAUAAUGGUUAUACAGAUUUGAAUGUCUUCUCCCAUUUUUGGUUUGACAGAAUUUAUGCCCUUGUUUUUCUGAUUUUUUUUUGUUUUGAUAUGGUUAUAACAAUUAAUAAAAUGGAACUAAUUAAUGCUCUCCAAUUUGACUCCUUUUUGCUCCUAGUGGGAACAAUAUAGAGAUUUAUUUUUUAAAACCACUGAGGAAGAAGCUGUUAUUGAAUCCCCCAGUAAGGAAUCACUGCCCCUUCAAAUAUACUGGAUUAGUCUUAGUGAGUUUUUAAGACAUGGAUUGUUUUUAGAAUCAGGCUCAGUCUUAAUCUCUGUUUCGUAAGAAGAUAAAGAACAUCAUGUUUUGGCAUAAUUUGUGAACUUCUUCCUAAUCCUGGUACAAGCCUAAGUGGACAGCUGACAAAAGCAACAGUUGGCCCGCCAUGACAGCUUUCUUCUCAAGUGGUAAUUGUUUUAUUUGAAAACAGGAUUUCCUGCUUCUGGUUUUGUUUGCUCAAGAGGAGUCAUGUCAGUUUCUAUAGGUAAGGGUAGUUGUAGAUUUUUUUAAACCCACAUGUUCCUUCCGUGUAGCUGUCCUUUCUGGCUCUCCAUUUCUUUAAAAGCUUUUGGGCCCAGUAGUUUAUUCUUUAUUGUCCAAAGAGACGCUUUCAUGGAAAUGUGCUUUUUUUUUUUUUGCUUAUGUAUAGACUUACUUCUUUCAUGUUCAAAAAAUUAAAUGAUGUUUGCAACUUC
This is a messenger RNA of Notechis scutatus (mainland tiger snake), 4012 nucleotides long. RefSeq names its product tripartite motif containing 28 (gene TRIM28). Gene Ontology annotation, molecular function: transcription corepressor activity; protein binding; zinc ion binding. Gene Ontology annotation, cellular component: chromatin. The record is from RefSeq and is a predicted model, not a curated record. NCBI's taxonomy places the organism in Eukaryota, Metazoa, Chordata, Lepidosauria, Squamata, Elapidae.